This is a messenger RNA of Argentina anserina (silverweed cinquefoil), 1155 nucleotides long. RefSeq names its product (S)-8-oxocitronellyl enol synthase CYC2. NCBI's taxonomy places the organism in Eukaryota, Viridiplantae, Streptophyta, Magnoliopsida, Rosales, Rosaceae. The record is from RefSeq and is a predicted model, not a curated record.
AUGGCAGCUGAAGCAUCUAAAAACCCAAAGGCUGCUGCCACUGGUAAUGUUGCAGUGGCAGCAGCCAGUUUUGGGGUAACUGGGUUAGUUGGGAAGGUACUUGCCAGAAAGCUCAUAUCAAAAGCCAAAUUGAAGGUUUACGGUAUAGCUCGAGCUCCUGAUCAUCAGUUCACACCCUUUCAUCAAAGUUCUUCAAACUUCCAUUUCAUCCAAUUGUGUAAUAUACCUUUGAAUUGUGAUUUGCUAAACCCUUUGGAAACCCAAAAAAGACUCUCCUUGUUACAAGAUGUGACUCGUGUGUUUUGGAUUACUUGGGCAAGCGAGUACCAAUUGGAUAACAUUGAGUGUUGUGACCAAAACAAGGCCAUGCUGUCCAAUGCCUUGGAUGCUAUAAUUCCUAUGCUUGUUGAGGCAUGUUUCUCUCUUCAGACCGGGAUGAAUCAUUAUGUGUCACUGUAAGGCCCUUGCGAUGAAAACAAAGCUCAAUACUACAAUGAAGAGUCCCCUCGAGUGAAUCCAAGCUACAAUUUUUACUAUGUUCUUGAAGACUUGCUCAAGGAGAGGCUACAUGGUAAGGUAGCUUGGUCUGUGCAUAAUCCUGGUUUGUUAAUAGGUAGUUCUUCUAGGACUUUGUACAAUUUCAUGGGUAGUUUGUGUGUUUAUGGAACCAUUUGUAAGAAUUUAAAUCUCCCUUUUAUGUUUGGAGCUAAAAAGUGUUGGGAAGAGACUUGCAUUGAUGGCUCAGAUGCAAGGCUAGUAGCUGAUCAGAAAAUUUGGGCAGCCACCAAUGCUGAUCUGGAUGACCAGGCCAUGCGUUUUAACACCAUUAAUGGUCCAAGUUUUACAUGGAAGGAGAUCUGGAAAGCUGUAGCAGAAAAGCUUGGAGUGCAAGUAUCAGAAGAACACACAUUUGAGGACUUCUCGUAUUCAAAAGCCAUGGUUGACAAGCAACAAGUCUGGAAACAAAUUGUAGCCGAAAAAGGGAUGGUUGAAACUGAGAUGGACAAUUUGGCCAAUUGGGAUUUCUUGGAUGUUCUCUUUCGCUGCCCGGUUAAGAUUUUGGGGACUCGAGACAAAGUUGAUGGACGGUACAAGACACUAGACUCAAUCCUGUAUUGGAUAGAUUGUAUGAGAGAUGAGAGACUGAUACCUUAA